CACAAUACGAUAAGCGAACACGCACAAAACCGUAAAGCUUCGAUUAAAUGCGCAAUCGUGUACGUCCUAGCGCUCGGGUCUACCGUAAAACGCCGACGAACUGCUUGCCCGGUCUCGUUCAGCACAAGCUUUACCGAUACGGACACUGGUUGCAAAAUGCAGGCGGCGGGACCCGACAGACUCCUCCAGAUUCCAGGAACGCUGAGUGGGAACGUGUGAACACAUACGACGAAAUUAAAUAUAGGUUCAAGCUUCUAAAAAAUAUAACGAUCAAACGGAACAUGCCUAGCAAAAAGAAGAAAUAUAACUCCAGGUUCCCCCCGGCAAGGAUUAAGAAGAUAAUGCAGACGGAUGAAGAAAUAGGAAAAGUAGCAGCUGCUGUUCCUGUGAUUAUCUCACGGGCCCUUGAACUCUUUCUGGAAUCCCUCCUGACAAAAGCCUGUCAGGUCACACAGUCACGCAACGCCAAGACCAUGACAAUGUCACACUUAAAGCAGUGUAUCGAGCUGGAGCAGCAGUUUGACUUCCUCAAGGACUUGGUUGCAGCCAUGCCAGAUGUACAGGGAGACAUGGAGGACAGCCACACAGAAGGGGGGGACAGGGUGUCCCGCAGGGGUGGAAAGCCUGUUUCUGGCCGGAAGAAUGGAGGUGUUAGCACCAAAGGCAAGGAGAAGAAACAGUCGGGAACGGAGUCCGAGCAAGAGGAUGACUCAGAGGAAAGUGAGACAGAAGAGGAUGAGGAAGAGGAAGGAUCCCAGUCAAGCACAAACCUGCAAACUGCCUCCCAUUUUAACAGCUCCAGCGUUGGCCCCAAUGCAGUGACUCAGUAUGACCACAUGAGGGCAGCUCAAGGCCUGGCUCUGCCCCUGGGGAACUUUACCCCCAUGAACUCAUCAUUAUUGCAUGCUGUGCCCGUCCUGCCUGCAUGCCACGGGAAUGGUGAUGAUGAUGAUGAUGAUGAAGACUAUGAUUGCUAGCUGCCUCUGCCUCCUGUUCCUGUUUUAUUGUGUUUGUUUUAAUUAUACUACACUAGGUUUUGUAAGGAGCCAGUACCCUGUAGAGUGAGAGCCCUACCGGCCGGGAGACAGCAUGGCCCUGUCCUCUGUGCUGAUGAAUAAUAGUUUCCAUAGUAUGUAUUUUUAUCAUUUUUAAAAAAUAUAUUUUAUUGCUGAAAAAUGGGUUUUACUUCCAGUUGGAAUAGCCUGUGUAAAGCAGAAGGCCUGAGUCAAGAACCCCAAGGAUUGGCUUGAGGUACCAUCCGCCUUGAUGGUUUGACUCACCUCAAGGAUGUUGUGUCCCUCCAAGUUGACUGGAACAUUAGAGUCCUUUAGCAGCUGAUGCGAUUCUGCAAGAGGCACUUGCUAAAAAGGUGUAAGGUUACGCUGUUUGUGAAAAGAAUGCUGGGACAAGCUGUGACACAUAGGUUAGCAGUGCAGGGACAUUGAGGCACAAGUGAGAGAGUCCAGCUGAAUCGAUGAUGAAGAGAGCAACCUGGGGUGGAUGUGUGCAAAGUGGCCAUACCAAAGAAUGUUGUUCUGAUUCUUAUGUUGUUGAGGGUGGGACUGCAGAUUAUAAACUCUCUGUUAUGAAGAGAUGCCCUGCUGGUGCCCCCCUUCAUGUCAGGUGGCCAGUUUGAACCCGUCUCAGUGCUGAAGGGUAGUAUCAGUGAUGGAGAAUUUCUUUGGUAGCGUGGUCCUAAGGUCCCCCUUCACCAGUGACCUCUGUCACUGUGUCUGUUUGGAAAUCUGCGCUCCUGGGAGACGCAUCAAAUUCAUUGUUUCAAUAGAAAGGUUUUUUGAUUAUCAUUACAUUUACAAGAACAGUCACCUUUUUAAAAAUUUGCCACCUGUUUUAGGUGGUGGCAGUUUAUUGCGUAUUUCGACAGGACUUAUUUUUCUGUUUGUGCUACGGUGAUCUUACAUAGUGCAGUAACAGAUAAUCUGUUGGGAAUUCGAAAGAUGAAAUGAUGUGCAUAUGUCAUGCAUGUAUUCUGGUAUACUUUAUCAAUUAGUAGUAAUACUGUGUAAGACUGUGUCCUCUCUCCCCUCGACUUCAGCAUCACAGAGCCCUAUCCUGCCCCUGGCCAGGCCUGCUAACUUAUGCCCUUCCUGAGGUUUCAGGGCAGUAGAAGUUCUGACAUGCCCGGGUCCAUUAGCUGCUCUCCCUGACACUGUUGAGGUGGGGAAUUAGGAGUUAAAGAGGGCAGCUUUCGCAACUUGUCACAUUAACUCUUCACUGGGUUAAUCUUCUGUUUCUUUUAUGUGGUUUUAAUAUUUUUGGUUCGAGUGAGAAAGAGUUCCUCUCAAAUAAUAUUCGUUUUUCUGCUUAAAUGUUUAAAACAGAGAAAACAGAUGUUAGAUUUUAACUUUUUUGUAAGAGUGAAAUAAAGAGAUUAUUUAAAUAUAAGUUUGGGAUGUAUGCACAAAGAAAAUAUUGAUUUCAGCUAAAUCUUUUUUUUUUUCCCCCCCAAGCUCAGAAAUAUGUUUCUACGAAUUAUCCAUGUUACAUGUGGUAGGGGAGAGCCUAUGUAAGCUAACAAUAACUCUGAUAUGAAAAGGUUGUGAUUGUCGUUCAUGUCCAAAGAAUAACCCUGACUGGUUUGUAUACUGUAAAUUCAUGCUGAAAUCUGUAAUUAUAAUUUUAAUUGUAAAUUAAUAUUUGUAGGAGCAGCUAUGUUGCAGCUUUAAUCUAUUAAAAAAAACAAUCAGGACUA
Paramormyrops kingsleyae is the source of this 2713-nucleotide messenger RNA. RefSeq lists its product as uncharacterized. Gene Ontology annotation, cellular component: negative cofactor 2 complex; nucleus. Lineage: Eukaryota; Metazoa; Chordata; Actinopteri; Osteoglossiformes; Mormyridae. Gene Ontology annotation, molecular function: RNA polymerase II general transcription initiation factor activity; protein heterodimerization activity; core promoter sequence-specific DNA binding. Gene Ontology annotation, biological process: transcription by RNA polymerase II. The record is from RefSeq and is a predicted model, not a curated record.